Messenger RNA from Raphanus sativus (radish), 1166 nucleotides. Its product is annotated as expansin-A8. The coding region runs from base 182 to 955 and encodes 257 amino acids. Gene Ontology annotation, cellular component: extracellular region. The transcript is spliced from 3 exons. The record is from RefSeq and is a predicted model, not a curated record. Gene Ontology annotation, biological process: plant-type cell wall organization. Lineage: Eukaryota; Viridiplantae; Streptophyta; Magnoliopsida; Brassicales; Brassicaceae.
AGUAAUAUAUUUAAUAACUAAACCUUUUUAUUUUUUUUAUCUCUUACCACUAUUACAAACUCAAAAACUCUCUUAUAUAAACUCAAUUCCUCCCCACUUGAUUCCAUGUCAGUCUCACGAUUCUUAUCAAAUCAUUUCGGAUUGUCAUAACCGACUAACUAACCCGUCCAGAUAAAACAAAAUGUAUAUUGCAUCAACUUCCAGAUAUUCUAUAAUAUCAAUAUUAUCCAUAUUCAGCUUAUUGUUCUCUCACCAAGGAACUCAUGGGGACGAUGGAGGUUGGCAAGGUGGCCACGCCACGUUCUACGGUGGCGGUGACGCUUCCGGCACCAUGGGUGGAGCUUGUGGCUAUGGAAACCUGUAUAGCCAAGGUUACGGGACGAACACAGCGGCUUUAAGUACAGCACUGUUCAACAACGGACUCACGUGCGGCGCGUGCUACGAGAUGAAGUGCAACGAUGACCCGAGGUGGUGUGUCGGUUCCACAAUCACCGUCACGGCUACAAACUUUUGUCCACCGAACUUUGGCCUCUCGAACGAUAACGGAGGAUGGUGCAACCCUCCUCUUCAACACUUCGACCUAGCCGAGCCAGCUUUUCUCCAAAUCGCUCAGUACCGUGCCGGCAUUGUCCCUGUCUCUUUCCGAAGAGUACCGUGUAUGAAGAAAGGAGGGAUAAGGUUUACAAUCAACGGACACUCUUACUUCAACCUUGUUCUGAUCUCCAACGUAGGAGGAGCAGGAGACGUUCACGCUGUCUCGAUCAGAGGCUCAAAAUCAGGGUUGUGGCAAGCAAUGUCUAGGAACUGGGGGCAAAACUGGCAGAGCAAUUCUUACCUCAACGACCAGAGCCUCUCGUUCCAGGUCACAACCAGCGAUGGUCGCAUCGUCGUCAGCAACGACGUGGCUCCUUCUAAUUGGCAGUUCGGACAAACCUUCCAAGGUGGUCAGUUCUGAGUCCUCUCUCAUGUGUUUGGUGUGCUGAUGUGGCUGCGUAUUGCUGAGGUGGCUCAUAAGCACCCGCUUGGCUUUCUAAUGGUUGUAUUUAUCGUGCCUACGAAGAGCAAGUUUUUAUUUUGUUUUACAUGUUUAUUGAACUUAGCCUUUUGGCAUAUACUCAAAAAUGUGUUCGUCAAAUACAUAUUGUUUAAAGAAAGUCUUUUAAGGA